AUGCAGUUCUCUCACGCUCUCAUCGCUCUCGUCGCUGCCGGCCUUGCCAACGCCCAGCUCCCCAACGUCCCAUCUUGCUCGAUUCAAUGCUUCGUCUCGGCCCUCGGCGCCAGUGGCUGCAGUCCCAUCACCGACUUCAAAUGCCAGUGCGGCAAACCUGAGCUUGUCGGAAAGAUUGCUCCUUGCGUCUUGAGCUCCUGCCCUGCGGCUUCUGAUCAGUCUGCUGUCUCCAGCGCUGUCUCCUCGGUCUGCAGUGCUGCCGGCGUUCCCAUCCAGGUUCCUGCUGUUCCCGGAGGCCCAGGUCAGAGCAGCGCCCCUGGCUCCAGCGCUCCUGCUCCCAGCGCUCCUGGCUCCAGCGCUCCAGCUCCCAGUGCCCCAGGCUCCAGCGCUCCUGCUCCCAGCGUUCCCGGCUCCAGCGCCCCAGGUGUCCCAACCACCGCUGCCCCAACCACUGCUCACCCAACCAGCGGUGUUCCCGGCGUUCCAUCCGGCACUGGCUCCUACACCACCACCGGCCGCCCAACUGCCUCCACCCCAGCCCAGUUCCCCGGUGCUGGUUCCAACGUCCGUGCCAAUGUUGGCGGUGUUGCUGCUGUCCUCCUUGCCGUCGCUGCCUACUUGUAA
Molecule: messenger RNA, 624 nt
Organism: Ophidiomyces ophidiicola
Lineage: Eukaryota; Fungi; Ascomycota; Eurotiomycetes; Onygenales; Onygenaceae
Exons: 3
Coding region: 1-624 (207 amino acids)
Source: RefSeq, a predicted model, not a curated record